AUGCAUGAUUACCGACUAUUUUGUCGAGAUCAAGAUUCAAUUCGUACUAAUCUGUCAUCGUGCACGAAUGGAACUAUAUGGAAUUUCUCCACUCUCGAACAAAACAACAUUAAUACUGACGAUUUACUGAACUGGAAAAUUCCCUUUGAUCUUGUUGAGCGUUAUGCAGAUUAUUUGAACACAGGUUUAACGAAUAGUUUCAUCUGUAAUUGUACAUCUAAUCGAAUUGGAUCAUCAUGCCAAUAUAUGCUAUUUUGUGAUCUACGUACUAUCAGUGAAGUAUUAAAAAAGCAACUCCUUAACCCGAAGGAGCGUGAAAGUGAGCGUGCGGCAUGCUUAAUUGAUGGUAUCAAAUGUAAUGCAGGUUUACUCUGUCUGGAAUGGCGACAAGUAUGUGAUGGAAUACCUCAUUGUGAUAAUGGUAUUGAUGAAGCUGAAUGUUACUUGCUUGAAUUUCAACAGUGUGCAUCGGAUGAAUUUCAAUGUCGAAAUUCAAUGUGCAUACCAGUUGAAUUUCUUUUCGAUGGUACCGUUGAUUGUAUGGAUAGAAGUGACGAACAAGAAAUAGGUAGAAUACGAGAACUUGUUGCAACAUGUCCGACGAAAUCGACUUUCGAAUGUGAUGAAAGAUUAUGUCGCAAGGAUGAAUUCAGUUGUGGAGAUGGUCAAUGUAUUCCCUGGUCAAAUUUGAUUCAUCAUCAAGAUAGUUGUAAGAAUGGGCGUGAUGCUGCUUAUCAUUGUGAAACGAUCAAAAACUUCGCAACAAUGCCUAGUGGAGUUUGCCGAUACAAUGGUUUUGGUAAGUGA
Messenger RNA from Rotaria sp. Silwood2, 807 nucleotides. Lineage: Eukaryota; Metazoa; Rotifera; Eurotatoria; Philodinida; Philodinidae. The record is from the annotation of a GenBank genome assembly.